AUCUCUGCUACGCACCCAGAAGCAAUGUCUCAAUUUCAGCAUCCUCUCUCAAUCAACACCUGCUUCAGGUACGGGCAGCUUCAAGAAGUCUUCAGCCAUGGCAAUCACGGAACAUGACCAAAUCACCACCACCGGUGGCCACGAAGGCACCCCCGCUCAACCUACCAUCGACCAUGCCACAGCUCAGCGUAUCGUGCGCAAGAUCGACAGGAGAAUUAUGCCCAUUUUGUUUUGCACGUACCUCUUCAACUUCAUGGACAAGACCAUUCUCUCUUCCGCGUCAGUCUUUGGUCUGAAAUCGGACAAUCACCUUGUGGGACAAAACUAUUCCUGGGUGUCGUCUGUGUUCUACUUUGGCUACUUCUUCUGGACAUACCCCACCACGCUCCUGGUCGCUCGUCUGCCCGUAGCAAAAUACAUGACGGGCAACACGCUCUUCUGGGGCGCCGUCGUCGCGCUCACAGCCGCGUGUUCCAGCUAUGGCGGGCUGAUCACCGUACGGUUCCUCCUGGGCAUGGCAGAAGCAACAAUCUCUCCGGCACUCAUGUUCAUCACAAGUACCUGGUACACGCGAGAUGAGAUCCCGACACGCACUGGUAUCUGGUUUGCGGGGAACUCGGUUGGCGGGCUCGUGGCGUCUCUCCUUGCUUAUGGCAUCGGUCAUAUCAAAGACCAUGUACACCCGUGGCGCUGGAUGUACAUCGUCUUGGGCAUUUGUACUUUUGUGUGGGCCUUUGUCGUCUUCUUCUACUUACCAGACGGCAUCUCGUCUGCGCGCUUCCUCACCGAAGAAGAGCGAACCUGGGCCGCAGACCGCGUCGUCAUCUCGGGAACCGGCAAAACAGAACAAACACGCUGGCGAUGGGACCAAAUGCAAGAAUGCCUCGUCGACCCCAAAACCUGGUUCCUCUUCAUCCUGGCUCUAGUCUGCCAGAUCCCAAACGGCGGCACGCAGAACUUUGCCAACCUCGUCAUCAAAAGCUUCGGCUUCUCCAGCCUCCAAAGCACCCUCAUCAAUAUCCCCUACUCCCUCAUCGCUGCCGCCUCCAUCUCGGGCUCCGGAUACCUCGCCGGCCGCUUCCGCAACAUGAACUGCAUCCUCGCAUCCCUCGUCGUCCUCCCGCCCGUCGUAGGCAGCGCGCUCAUCGUCUCGCGGGCCUCCAUCCCCCACGGCGCGAGCUUAUUCGGGUACUUUCUCCUGUCGACGGGCUCGUCGGCGCUCCCGCUCCUCCUGGCCCUCGUCCAGACAAACUUCCGCGGCGUCACCAAGAAAAUGACCAUGACGGCCUUGAUCUUCAUCGCCUACUGCGCCGGCAACAUCGCCGGCCCGCAGCUGUUCAAGGAAUUCGAAGCCCCGCACUACUGGACCGCCUUCCGCGCUAUCAUGAUUUGCUAUGCCCUCGUCGUCGUGCUGGCUCUCGCGCUGCGCGUGUACCUGCAGUUCGUCAACAGCAAACGCGCGCGCGAGGAAGGCAUCGUGGGGAGUUCUGGCGCCGCGGGGGCUGUCGGGGCCGCCAAAGUCGUCGAUGAUGCUCGCCGAGGUGAUGGUGGCGAGGCUGCUGCUGCUGCUGCGGGCGCCAUACAAUUGACCCCCGAGGAUUAUGACGAUGUUACCGACUGGAACACAUUUGGGUUUCGAUAUCGGCUCUGA
Molecule: messenger RNA, 1651 nt
Organism: Periconia digitata
Lineage: Eukaryota; Fungi; Ascomycota; Dothideomycetes; Pleosporales; Periconiaceae
Source: the annotation of a GenBank genome assembly